Molecule: messenger RNA, 1037 nt
Organism: Tribolium madens (black flour beetle)
Lineage: Eukaryota; Metazoa; Arthropoda; Insecta; Coleoptera; Tenebrionidae
Product: gametocyte-specific factor 1 homolog
Exons: 1
Coding region: 291-596 (101 amino acids)
Source: RefSeq, a predicted model, not a curated record
GUUUUAGAAGUAUUAUUAAAAUUAUUAAAUUUCAAUUAUUAGUAUAAAAGAUUUAGUAUUUUUUCUCACAAUAAAUGGCGUAUUACUGGUUGCAUACGCUCCCGAUAAAAUUGUUUGUUGGGGGCUAAGUGAUUGUGGUUAUCAAAACAAAUUUUUAAUUUACAAUUCUUAUUUUUUUGUAUUCGCACAGUAAUCACGAAAGUUUGUAACUUAACCUAGUGGUACUGUAGUUUUGGUAAAUAUAGUGCACUUUCUUUGUUUACUUUUAGGUUAGUUUUUUAAACAAUACCAUGGAUGACUUCGUUUCUUGCCCUUUUAACCCCUUGCACCGUAUGCUCAAAGUCAACUUACAACACCACAUUAUUAAAUGUAUGAAGAACUACCCGGACUAUGUGCCUUGCAUAUACAACGCAAUGCAUAGAUUCCCCAAUAAAGAAAAAAUGAUUGAGCACAUUGCAACAUGCCCCUCACAAAAACUGGCUAUUAGUGAUGGAAAUACGCCACGAAGGGCGAAUACCGCAGCCGCCCCAAAUUCACUCCACGAAGGGAGAAAGUUUCACACGGACGAGGAAAAUUGGAACGUUGAAUACGUUUAAGGAGACAACUUAAAUUUUAAUGUAUAUAAGUGAAGUUUUUUUAUACAAUUGCGAAACGGAUUUUCGGACAAUUUGACAUUCAACUGACAAAAAUGUAAAACGGCCUUUAUGCAACUAACCUCACUUUUAGUUUUUGUCCUGACAGCUGGAGAAAAAAUGACAACAAAUCAAAUUAAUUCAUUAGACUUAGAUAAAGACACGUUGUUUCGUAAAACUGACGCCAAAAAAAAAACUUCAACUAAAACUUUCAAAUUUCAAAUGUCAAUCAUAAUGACAAUAAAGCGUGGCUUACAUUGACAUUUUUUGAAUGGACAUGUCCAAAAUCCGCUAUUGAAUUAAUAAUACCUUAGAAUAUGAGUUUAUUCAUUUAAUCUUGUUUGUAAAUUUAUGGACACAAAUGAAUUUGAUUUUAAAUUGUCAAAAUAUAGGAAGUGCAGCCAA